CCCGCCUCUAGCCUCCCGCUAAAUGCUUAAAUGUGGACCCUUGGGUCACCCCUUCAACGCCACUCUUGGCCCUUCCGGAUUAUUUGUGAGCGAAAAUGGAUGAGUUGCCCCUCCAUAAGCUCUCAUUCGAGUGACUGGAUUUUCCGUCAAACGCCGCCUUUACACUACCCUUGAUUACCACGGGAGCCAGUUGGAUUAAAUUCCCUCCCGCAUAACGAAUUGUGUGUCUCCUACCCAUAUCCGAUUUAUCAUGUUUUGUGCCAGGAAAUUCACUUGCACUUUUCUAACAAACAACCCAAUUGAUACUGGAUGAGGUGAAGAAUCUGACAAACUUUAAUACGGCACAGUACGAUACAAUACGAUACAGUAACACGCUCAAAAUGGCAACUGAAAAUGCCCUCCUCGAUGUUCUCAUGGUGGGAACAGGAGAAUACACCACCGGCUUCGUAGGAGGAGGGGCCUCCGGGUCAGACAAGAAGGUAGGUGUAGUUGGUCUCACAAUGUUUGAUCUACGAAGAAGAGGCAAAGUUGGAAAGCUUUCAAUGGUUGGAGUAACGGGUAACAAGUUCCCCGCAAUUCGUAUGUUACCCCAUUUCUCACAAACACCAAAUUACGACACUGAAUAAUUACUUUCAAGGUGAACAUCUCGAUAAGAAUAUCUCCAAAGUCUACAAUGGCCUUGAUACCUCCUUCGAAUCCUACCCCGCAAACGAUGUCCGAGAUGGAAACUCGUAUAAAGCAGCAAUUGAUGCUCUGGCUCCGGGCUCCGCAAUCACAAUCUUUACUCCAGACACCACACAUUACCCCAUUGCACUCUAUGCUAUCGAACGAAAAAUCCACGUUUUAAUAACCAAGCCCGCCGUCAAAACUCUCGAACAUCACCAAGCCCUCCUAGCAGCAGCCAAAGAAUAUGGAGUGUUUGUCUACAUCGAACAUCACAAGCGAUAUGACCCCGCGUAUGCGGAUGCAAGAUACAAGGCCCAGAAGCUGGGAGAUUUCAACUACUUCUACAGCUACAUGUCACAGCCAAAAUCGCAACUUGAGACUUUCAAAGCUUGGGCUGGUGUAGAUUCAGAUAUUUCGUACUACCUAAAUUCACACCACAUCGAUAUCUGCGAGUCCAUGGUAACAACACUAGGCUAUACACCCGUCAAAGUCUCCGCUUCGGCAUCCAAAGGUGUUGCCGUAUCCCUAGGCUGUGACCCCAUAACCGAAGAUACCAUCUCGCUCCUCGUGCACUGGGUCAAGCAGUCCGAUCCCUCAAAACAAGCGACGGGGGUCUACACAGCAUCCUGGACCGCACCCCAAAAAGCCGGUGUCCAUUCAAACCAAUACUUCCACUACAUGGCUUCCCAGGGCGAAAUCCGUAUCGAUCAAGCCAAGCGUGGUUACGAUGUCGCAGACGACAAUCUGGGCAAUGGAUUGAUGUGGUAUAAUCCUUUCUACAUGAAAUAUGCGCCUGAUGAGGAGGGAAACUUCGCUGGUCAGGGUGGUUAUGGAUAUGUGAGCUUUGAGAAGUUUGUUGAUGGAUGUAGACUUGUCAAUAAGGAGGGCAAAGCGGGCUUGGAGAAAUUGGAUCAGAGAGGUCUUCCUACGUUGAGAAAUACGGUUGCUACUACUGCUAUCUUGGAGGCUGGAAGAAGGGCCAUUGAUGAGAAUAGGGAGGUGGGAAUCAAGGAGGUGGAUGGUACGUGGCAGCUUGUUUAGCGAGCGUGAAUAAGGGGCUUGGAAAAUUUAUUUGCUGCGCAUUUUGUGCGGUUGCUUUAGCGAGUCUAAAGGAUCAGGGGAAAUUGAAAUAUGUGGUGCAAAAAUUGAGUUACGAUUUAUUCAGUUUUUGCAUGUAUGACAUUGCUAUUUCCUGUGUCUAUAAUGAUGGUCUUCCCUCGUUUAAUCCAAGCUUCUAUUCGGGUACAACAAGAGCAUUUUUACUACAUAUUGACCCC
Hymenoscyphus albidus is the source of this 1943-nucleotide messenger RNA. The record is from the annotation of a GenBank genome assembly. NCBI's taxonomy places the organism in Eukaryota, Fungi, Ascomycota, Leotiomycetes, Helotiales, Helotiaceae.